This is a messenger RNA of Elgaria multicarinata webbii, 1484 nucleotides long. It is a transcript of the gene BAMBI, whose product is annotated as BMP and activin membrane bound inhibitor. The record is from RefSeq and is a predicted model, not a curated record. The coding region runs from base 352 to 1134 and encodes 260 amino acids. Gene Ontology annotation, biological process: positive regulation of canonical Wnt signaling pathway; negative regulation of transforming growth factor beta receptor signaling pathway; transforming growth factor beta receptor signaling pathway. The transcript is spliced from 3 exons. Lineage: Eukaryota; Metazoa; Chordata; Lepidosauria; Squamata; Anguidae. Gene Ontology annotation, molecular function: frizzled binding.
AGGAGCGGCGUGUCGGUCAGUGGCUUGUCAUGCGCGCUGGCUGCAAAGCUCCGAGGAGCGAGACCGGGGUGUAGCGUUGCUGCUCCUGCCGCCGUCCAGCUGCCAGGCUUCCCGCACGCCAGAUGUGGCUGAAGCAGGAUCCCGCUCCGGAGUGAGCCUUUCCCCGUGCAAGCGCCCGUGGGAGACGGGUGGGAGACCGCCGCCACGCAGGGCAGCCACCCGCUCCUGGGAAGGGUCAAUGCGCCGCCCGGUCGGAGCACUUCGUUGCAGCGUCGCCAGGUGAAGCGAGAGCUGGAGGGAGCUCGGGGAACUCCGGCGGCGGCGGGCGGAGAGGCCAGGCGGGCGGGUUAAAUGGAUCGCCACUCCAGCUUCAUCUUCAUCUGGCUGCAAUUGGAGCUGUGCGCCAUGGCCAUCCUGCUGACCAAAGGUGAAAUAAGAUGCUACUGUGAUGCUGCGCACUGCGUUGCAACAGGCUAUAUGUGCAAAUCUGAGCUCAACGCUUGCUUCUCUAGACUGCUUGACCCACAGAACAGCCAUUCUCCACUGACUCAUGGCUGCUUGGACUCUCUUGCAAGAACAUUAGACAUCUGCCAAGCUAACCUGGCACAAAACCACUCCGGUACUACCAUACCCACAUUGGAGUGUUGUCAUGAAGAUAUGUGCAAUUACAGAGGGCUAUAUGAUGUCCUCUCUCCUUCCAGGGGGGAGCCUUCUGGACAAGGGAGCAGAUAUCAGCAUGAUAACAGCAGAAACCUCAUCACUAAGGUUCAGGAGCUGACCUCCUCAAAAGAACUAUGGUUCAGGGCAGCGGUCAUUGCUGUACCCAUAGCCGGCGGGCUGAUCUUGGUGCUCCUCAUCAUGCUGGCUCUGCGCAUGCUCAGGAGUGAAAACAAAAGACUGCAAGACCAGCGGCAGCAGAUGCUCUCCCGCUUGCACUACAGCUUUCACGGGCAUCAAUCUAGAAAAGGGCAGGUGGCCAAGCUAGACUUGGAAUGCAUGGUGCCAGUGACGGGUCACGAGAACUGCUGCAUGACAUGUGACAAGAUGCGGCAGCCAGACCUCAGCCAUGACAAAAUACUUUCACUUGUCCACUGGGGAAUGUAUGGCGGGCAUGGAAAGCUAGAGUUUGUGUGAUCACUUCUUUUUGAUUUUUUUUUAAUAUAUAUAUAUAAAUAUAUAUAAAAGUUUUGUUCUUAAAAAUUACUAGGAAAAGGCCUUUGGGUUCUGCUGGACAGGAGCACUUUAUAUGGGGAAAAGCCUACAGUCAUUAAGCCUUUUUAAGAAAACAAAGGACCUCUGCAGAUUGAACCUUGGAUACGUCUUCUGAAGGAUUCCAAAAGUUACCUUAUUUGCACAGAGUAAAUACACUCAAAUGUAUUGUUUGCUUUAAAAUUAUGAAAGCAAAAAUGAGAAGUUGUACACACUGUUACCAGGGUUGUCUGAGCUGUAGGGAGAUGGGAUAUUAUUAAACUGUAUGCAAAGUU